UUUGGCACACACAUCAUUCUUUUUCCCUUGCAAAUUUUUUAGUCCAUUUCUCUUCUCUAUUCACUUCUUCAAAGCAAUUGGAGUUYCCUUUAGUUUUAUCUUGCCCUAACUUUUCUAGUUUUUAUAAAUGGCUUCAAUGUCGUCUCAUGGGUCUAGUGCAUGGACUGCAAAGCAAAACAAGGCCUUUGAGAAGGCUUUGGCGGUGUACGAUCAAGAUACACCCGAACGAUGGCUGAAUGUUGCAAAGGCUGUCGGUGGAAAAACUGCAGAGGAAGUUAAGAGGCAUUAUGARCUUCUUGUGGAGGAUGUUAAGUUUAUCGAGUCGGGCCAAGUUUCCUUCCCCUAUCGGACCUCGGGAGGUGGUAGCCAUGGUAACAUGACGACUGAUGACGAAAAGAGGAUGAGAAACAUGAAGCUAAAUUGAUCGAGCUCGCUCAAAAAUAAAAGGAGGAGAGAGACAACCAUUUGCUAAUUUGGAAGAAUAAUAUAUAUUUUUAUUUUAUCAUUCUGUGUUGUUGUCAUGUUAUCUAAUAUUAUUGAUUGUAUUCAACUUUUAAUUUAACUUCCGAUUUUGGGAGGAAAAAUAUUUGAAGAAAUCAAUUUCACUUCCUGUGGGGUUAAUGAACAUUAAUUAUGUUUUUUAAAA
Momordica charantia (bitter melon) is the source of this 646-nucleotide messenger RNA. RefSeq names its product protein RADIALIS-like 1. The record is from RefSeq and is a predicted model, not a curated record. Gene Ontology annotation, molecular function: DNA-binding transcription factor activity. NCBI's taxonomy places the organism in Eukaryota, Viridiplantae, Streptophyta, Magnoliopsida, Cucurbitales, Cucurbitaceae.